CACCCGUAGUAAAACAUCACGCGCAUGUGCAGUGCGUAGUUUGGAACAUGUGGAUGUUUUUAGCGCAACACACACGUGCAUUACCGACGGCUGCAACUACUAGCUGCACCAGCUUCUGACCGUGUAGUGUUGUAACACUAAAUAUGGCAAAGACAGACGCUACAGGGGGUAGUAAAAGAGCAGAAGCACAGUCUGAGACCGUCUCUUCAACCAAACAAAAAGUCGGAAAAGAUGAAGCUGCUUCCAAGGAGAACCGAGAUGAACAAGAUUCCCAGAUGGACGCUGUAAUUGAAGUCAAUGGAAGUACGUCCACUGUGGCUGUAUCCUGGGACAAGAAGAGUGAGGAGGGAGGAGAAGAACCGACUGAGAUCAUCUCUUCCGCUGAGGCAGUCGACUCCACAGAGGUCGCACCCAGUGAGAGUACAGAGACAAAUAUGAUUCAAGAAUCUGGAGAAUCUCAGAUGGACGUUGUUGCAGGAAGUACAGCCGCUGUAACUGUAGCCUGGGAGAAGAAGAAUGUGGAGGGAGAGAGCGACGGUGUUAAAAAGACACCAGUAAAAGGGAAACGGGUCGCCGACUCUCCUGUUGAUGCCUCCCCAUCAAAGAAAACUAAGCUCAUCAAUGAAGGUUUUUGUCUUUUUGUCGGCAAUCUGAACAACUCCAAAACAUUUGAUGAAGUCAAAGAUUCGUUAGCAAAUUACUUCAUGACACAAAGUCUCCUGGUUCAAGACAUCAGAUUAGACCGGUCCAAAAAACAUGCAUUUUUAGAUCUGGCCUCAGAGAUGGACCUUUCCAAAGGCUUGGCGUUAAAUGGAGAAAUGAUCGAUGCCAAGCCGUUGAAGAUUGCCAAAGCAAAGGUCAAAAGUAACAAGGUGAAGGUGAAGGGGAAGGUUAAAGCUCUGGUGGAGGAGAAGAAAGGAGCCAAAGAUGGAAAAUGUCUGUUUCUGAAGAACGUCCCGUACACUGCAACAAAAGAAGACAUCCUGAAAGUCUUCCAAAAGGCCGUCAGCGUUAGGUUUCCUGGUGGAACAGAAGGCCCAAAGACGGGCAUUGCCUUUUUGGAGUUCAAAAAUAAAAGUACAGCGAAGAAAGUACGGCAGCGAAAACAAGGAGUCAAGGUCCUCGGCCGGAUCUUGAUUGUGGACAGUGUCGGUGAAUCAAAUGCGCCAAAAGUCACCAAAGCUAAAGACGUCAAACGCGACACAAAAGCUGCAGCUCCUCCAAAUAGCACCUUAUUUGUGAGCAAUUUGCCUUUCAAUCUGAAAGAAAAGAACCUCAAGAAUGCCUUUCAGAAAGCCAUUAGUAUCGACAUACCUGAAAGCCUAGGCAAACCCAAAAGGUUUGCAUUUGUCAAGUUUGCAACUGUGGCAGAUGCUGCAAAGGCCUUGCAGUCAUCCCAAAACCUGACUAUUUUAAAAAGGGAGGUCAAAGUACAGUUCUGCGAAAUGCAAGCAGACUCAUCAAAGACUUUGAUCGUGAUGGGCCUCGCAGAGAAGACGACUGAAGAGACUCUUAAAAGGGUUUUUGACGGGGCUUUAAGUGCAAGAGUCGCUGUAGAUAAAAAGACCGAAGUUUCGAAAGGGUUUGGCUUUGUGGAGUUUAAAAGUGAAGAGAACUGCAAAGCUGGCAAAGAAGCCAUGGAGGACUGCGAGAUAGACGGCAGCAAAGUGACUGUGGCUUAUGCAAAAGACCAGAGCGCACAGGGUCCAGGACCGCUCGCAAAGCCUCCUGUGGCACCUGUUGGACAGGAGGCUAGCAAGGUUGGGCGGAAAGCAAGAAAAAGAAGCAAAAAAGGUAAAAAAGGUGGAGCUGGCACACCACAGAAUGCUGUCAAAGUCGUGGAAGAUGCCGUCAAAGUCGUGGAAGAUGCCGUCAAAGUCGUGGAAGAUGCCGUCAAAGUCGUGGAAAAUAAAGUCUAACUUUCCUGGGAAAAGUUAUACAGAUGUAUCUCUCUUGAAAACAUGUAUGAACUCAAGACUUUUUGAGUUUCUUUGAAUGUGUCAGGGUGUGAAAAUGUGUUGAGUAUUGUUGGUCCUACCUGAUUGUAGGACAUGUGACACUUUGUAACUUUAGCUGUCAUAUAGUGUACUUUAAACCAUUAACUUCAUAACUAUUAUGAAAAGAUAUGAAAUACCCAUUGUCGUUUUGUUGUUAAAAGAUGAUGUGAAGAUAAAUAUAUUUUAAAACCCUA
Cottoperca gobio is the source of this 2191-nucleotide messenger RNA. Its product is annotated as nucleolin-like. NCBI's taxonomy places the organism in Eukaryota, Metazoa, Chordata, Actinopteri, Perciformes, Bovichtidae. The record is from RefSeq and is a predicted model, not a curated record. The transcript is spliced from 15 exons. Gene Ontology annotation, molecular function: RNA binding. Bases 144 to 1919 code for a protein of 591 amino acids.